AAGGGGGCAUCCGAGUGAUUAGGGUCAUCUGGGAGUUUACCCGUGUCAUACGUCGUCGCCUAUUGCAGUCUGACAGAAUAGAAAGCGUUUUCUCUUGGUGAAGUGUUUUCGCUUCCUGGACACACCUGUUUUUAGCGGAACGUUUGAAGAAAUGAACGGAGGAGGCAGAGGAAGAGACGGAAGCCGAGGGAGAGGAGGGGACUCUCGAGCUGGCUCUAAUCCGUAUGGAAGGGGAUUCGGAAGUGGAGAUCAUCGCGGUGGAAAUCGUGGAGGAGGUGGACCCUUCGGGGGAGGAGGCCGAGGAGGCAUGGGGGGAGGAGGAUUCGGGUCUGUUUUACCCGUCCUGCGUGGUCCUCUGAAGUGUCUUUCGAACCACUGCGAAUUGGUCGUCUCGAAUCGCAGACAGGCGGUAGCCGUCUGGAAGCAUUUCGUCGAUUUCAAAGCGAGGGCGGAGCCAGGAAAGAAGCGGAUGCUCUCUUAUGAAGCGCGUCGGGAAAUUCUUGACGAAUUCCUGGAUGGCCUGGUUGCCUUGGGCCAUCUCGCGAGAGACGAGCGGGCUCUCAUUCUGUACGAUGGAGACCACCUUCUCGUCUGUAUGAAGAAACUUGAAUAUAUCGAGAUGCUUCGAGGCGUAUCCUUGAGCAUUCAUCCCCAGCAAAGCGUAAUCAUGGCCAACCUGGGGGAGCAACUCUCAAUGCAGAACAGUGCAACUGAGGAAGUUGCACAGAUUUUGCAGUUGAUCAUGAAUCAUGCCGCAGUUAUGGAGGGAUACCAAAUGUUCCACGGUGUCAAUUUCUUCAAAGAUAUGCCUGAGAACUUCGUUCCUCUCCGAGGACCGAACAAAGCGUUCCAGAUAUGGGACGGCUUCUCGCAAGCUGUAGCACCGUAUCAAACAGCAGGAACGAUGAGCUGGAAUGCGGUGUUCAAUCUUCGUGCGUGUACUUCCACGAAAGCUAUCCCUCUCGUCAAGUAUAUUGAGAUCCAGGCAUCUGCUAUUGCAAAACGAAUGGUGGACUUGUCGACAGAAAAAGGCUGCCGAGCCUUGAUGGCAGACGCGGAAGUAAUGAGAAGACUGAAUAGACGUCUGCGUGGCACGAAAUUGGAGUCGUUCCAUAUACUAAAUCGAGACACACAACAGCCAGAGAAGAGGGUUUACAAACUGAAGGAAUUAAUGACGUUCUCUGCAAGCAGUGAGGAGAGCCGUUUCGAUCUGCAGGACGGAAGAAGAGUUACGGUCCUGCAGCACUUUAAGGAAACGUAUCCUCACGCAUCUGGUAUUCCGCCGUUCCAGCCGCUCAUCAACACGCGGAGCAAGGAUCGCCCGGCAUACUUGCCAGUUUCCAUCGUCACGCUCAAACAUCAGCCAGCCCGGGAGGGCGUCACUGAAGAAGAUCGGGCGCAGGUGGCAGAGCACAUGAUCAUGCCUCCCCGAAAUCGCGUGGCGAAGACAGAGCAGCUGUUAAGCCUCGUCUUCGGGCCACAGGGACAUUCAGCCCCGAAGGUUCUCGAUGCUUUUGGUGUAAUAUUGCAGCUUGAAGCAAAAACAGCACAGGGGAGGGUCCUGGAAUCCCCUCUUAUCAAAUACCGCGAAGUACCAGGCGGAGGCCCUGGCAGGUCGUCGAAAACAGUUCGACCAGCUCAGGGCGACUGGAAUUUGCGGGACGCGGCUUUCUGUCGUGGCACAGUAUGCAAAGUCUGGGCAUUGUAUUCUUUCGUUGAGACGAGCCAAAAUGUUAUUGAGAACUUGGCAAGAGUCCUGAAGACGCAAGGCGCAAAAUACGGCGUGAAUUUGACCACUAAACCCGGACUGGGAGCUUACACGAGAAACGAUCGGCGCCCCAUGCUUGACCAGUUCGCCGCCUUUGUUGCACUCGCAAAAACCAAAGGGUGCGAACUCCUCUUCGUGAUUUUGAACGAACGGGUCUCCCUGGACAUCUACCAAAUUGUGAAGUCUUGCACGGACGUAAACUUCCCGUCACAGUGUUUAAACGGAAGACACAAAUGUAUCGACGCCAUCUUCCGUGGAGCAGACAAUCCAAACCCGCAGUAUUUCGCAAAUGUUAUGUCCAAAGUCAACAUGAAGUUGCAAGGAGUGAAUCAAACCCUCGAGGCGGAUAUAAUAAAGCAAGAAAUCGGAACGGACAAGAGCACAUUGGUCUUGGCGGUAGAAACAUCAUUCUUUGCAAAUCCGACUAAAACUUCUCCCCCGCCGACAGCGCCCAUUGUGUGUGCGUGUACGGGAAACAUGGACGAUGAUCUUGGCGCGUUCGGUCAUGCUGUUUGCGUUGAAUCGCGAAAGCAUCCCAUAGUGACUGAUAUUGGGAGUAUGUUUAAAACUAUUCUCUCCUAUCGAAAGACAACGAAAAACUGGCCGGCGCGAAUCAUCUACCUUCGAUCUGCCACUACAGAAGCACACUUCCCUCUUGUAUUGGCCGGCGAAAUCCGUGCGAUCGAAGAAUUAUAUGUUCGUGAAAACCGUUCAAAACCUCGAAUCCUCGCCGUAGCAGUGCAAAGGCGACAGCAAACACGUUUAUUCCCUACGAAGGAGAUGCAGGCUCAGGGAAACAAUCUGCCACCAGGGUUCUUGCUUGCGAAUAGUCUGCAACAUCCAGGGCACUUCCGAAAUUUCUUGUUGAUCUCACACAAAGCACUCCAGGGAACAGCGCGCCCAACAAGGUAUUACAUUUUAAGAGACGAUGCGAACCGCGACAUGGAAAAAGUUGCCCAGCUGAUGUACUCUCUGUGCCAUGUGUACGGUCGCUGCCAGCGAGCGGUCUCCAUUCCCGCUCCCCUGUACUACGCCGAGCUGCUGGCGGCAAGAGCUCAAAGCUACAUGAAGGUUGGCAUGCGUAGAGAAAGAAAUAUAGAUAUUGACGAUCUUUCUCACCUCAGUGGCGAAGCUGGGGAAAAGAUGCUGACUGAGACCCGACAUUUUGCCGAUGAGUAUUUGAGAAGCACGGCAGCUAAGGUGACCCCGAUGGUGUUCUGUUGAGACAGCAUUGAUGGUAUUUUUGCAGGUGUGUGGUAAUAUUCCAAGCUGCAUACUAUGACUCAGCGAAGCAGCCCAGGAUUCUCCUGCUCCAUGACCCCCGUCCUACAAGGUGCCAACAUCUGACCUACGGAAGUGUCGAAGGGGUGUAGCGGUAAAACGUAUCGCCCAUGAGUUAACUUCUGCGUGUUCCCUCUGAGCUACUGGAAUCGCGUCAGGAGUCCUUUGGUGCCUGGCUCGAUUUCGACAGGUAACUCUGUGGCGCUAUGAUUCUACUUCCUUUUUAUCUUCGUGUUCAGUUGUGCAUCGGGAGUGAAUGGCCACCUUGUAUUGAAGGAAGCCGCGGCCAGUGCUAUGUGCUGCUUGCCGUAUUCCCGUAUAUGGAUGCAUUUGAUAUUUUGCGCAAGCGGCUUCGGGGGUACAGUUAAUAAUUUUUUUUAGCGUGAGAACAGGCUGGUGGUGGUCCGCAAUAACGACGGGAUGCUCGCUCAACAUUUGGGUCCGGAGCAGUUUGGAUGCACGGACUCACACGCUUUCCAGGCCCGGCUCUCGGCAAAGGUGUUCUUACGAAGUACACGAGGAUCGAAGUCGACGAACAGAAUAGAGUUUGUUUCCCUCUUGGACACUACAAGUGGUGAAAAAGGCAUCCUAGCAUAGCAGUAUGACUCCGCGAAUCGAAAUACGAAUUGAGAUAUGAUGUGGACUCGCAAAAUGAGAAAAUAUCGAAGUUAGCGAGCCCAAUGCGACUCGGUGCGCGCGAGCACAUUUCUGACAAGCUGCGAUCGUCUCGGCCUCAUUUUAAUGUGCAGUGUUUCCUAGUAGCUAUAAUAUGCUGUUCACGAACCGUGGCGGUUGCGGUGGUACGGAAGAAUACGGGUUGGCCGUACCACACUUCAUCCAAGGUGUCGCACCUUUGCAUGUGAAUAUACGUACCCCCAAAACUAGAAGAUGUGUGCCAGUGUGUUAAUGUUGACGUCGGGGUUCAGUGUUUGCAUCAGCAACACUCCUGUCAAUGUUUGCGGUGUUAACGGCAGGACCAUGUCACCGACUUGUACUUGAACAUUGUUGGAUAGACCUGUGGCGGUUACUGUGCGGAGUAUUUGUCUUGUGCCCUGCCGUUCCAAUCAAAGCUCACCAAGCUCAGUACAGCAGCACAUAUCUACAAAUAAAGGGAAGUCGAACUAUCGGGGUGCAUCACAGUGACCGCCACAUUCAGCUCCAAAAGUGGUCAGGACCAAGUACUAAUCGGUGGUGUGUUCCUACCGUGAACACCGCAAACACUGAUAGAAGUGACCACUCGUACAAUUACAUCAACUGGCUUCGAUAAGUUUUUACGUCUGAAGCAUUGGAUGGCGUGUAUAUCUCGAGGUUCGAAGCAGGCCACGGAAACGGUUUCCCGAAAAAUAAGCUCUCCCUCAAUGUGUGGGCAAUACGUGAAGGUUUCAUCUGUCUGUUCCGCACUCGAAUUCUUACAUGAUGAACCGAAAGCAGUUGCCCGGGAACGGGGGGAGAUAUACUGGGGGCAACUCGUGACCGGUUGCACUCGGUUUCAGCCGAAACAACAUCUGUGAAGAAUGCUCGGGGCCGACAGUAUACUGCGCGGGUCAAAAUUGCUUACAUAACCUAGAAGUAUAAAUGGCCGUGCCAGUCCAGGUCAAUUUCACGUCACACGCAUCCGAUGUGUGAAGUUUUUUUUACCAGAGGUAAUCAUGUAACAUGUGUGUGAAAUAGGCGAGCAGCACCCCAUUUGGCGACACUCUCCCGGCAUUGGUCGUUGAGGUCAGCUCAAAAGUGGCACCCUAGCGUUUCUUUCCAAAAAUAGUCACUGAUGUGAGGUGUGGACACACAGCAGUUUACGGCUGAGUGGGUUUGCGAAAGGGCUCAUGCGUAUCUCAACUUCCAGCAACUGCAUCCAAGACUUGCUGCCUUGAGUAUGAACAAGCAGAGCAAAAA
Toxoplasma gondii ME49 is the source of this 4942-nucleotide messenger RNA. RefSeq names its product argonaute AGO (gene AGO). Bases 152 to 2992 code for a protein of 946 amino acids. The record is from RefSeq and is a predicted model, not a curated record. Gene Ontology annotation, molecular function: protein binding; nucleic acid binding. The transcript has 7 exons. Lineage: Eukaryota; Apicomplexa; Conoidasida; Eucoccidiorida; Sarcocystidae.